Messenger RNA from Meriones unguiculatus (Mongolian gerbil), 4149 nucleotides. RefSeq names its product CTD small phosphatase like (gene Ctdspl). Gene Ontology annotation, molecular function: RNA polymerase II CTD heptapeptide repeat phosphatase activity. The transcript is spliced from 8 exons. Lineage: Eukaryota; Metazoa; Chordata; Mammalia; Rodentia; Muridae. The coding region runs from base 81 to 911 and encodes 276 amino acids. The record is from RefSeq and is a predicted model, not a curated record.
CCUGCGCCGCGCCCCCGCGCGCCCCCCGCGCCCAGCCUGCGGGGGGCCGGGCCUGCGGGCGGCCGGCGCGGCGCGCACCCAUGGACGGUCCGGCCAUCAUCACCCAGGUGACCAACCCCAAGGAGGACGAGGCCCGCUCUACCGCCGCGGGCGAAAAAGCUUCCCAGCGCAGCGUCAGCCUGAAGAAGCAGAGGGGUCGUAGCAUCCUCAGCUCCUUCUUCUGCUGCUUCCGAGACUACAAUGUGGACGCCCCGCCCCCCAGCAGCCCCAGUGUGCCUCCAUCUCUGGUGGAGGAGAAUGGUGGGCUUCAGAAGGGUGACCAGAGGCAGGCCAUUCCCGUACCAAGUCCACCAGCUAAAUACCUCCUUCCAGAGGUGACGGUGCUCGACUAUGGAAAGAAAUGUGUGGUCAUUGAUCUGGAUGAAACCCUGGUGCACAGUUCAUUUAAGCCCAUUAGUAAUGCUGAUUUCAUUGUUCCUGUUGAAAUCGAUGGGACUAUACAUCAGGUGUACGUGCUGAAGCGGCCGCACGUGGACGAGUUCCUCCAAAGGAUGGGGCAGCUCUUUGAGUGUGUCCUCUUCACAGCCAGCUUGGCCAAGUAUGCAGACCCCGUGGCCGACCUCCUGGACCGAUGGGGUGUGUUCCGGGCCCGACUCUUCAGAGAAUCCUGUGUUUUCCAUCGGGGUAACUACGUGAAGGACCUGAGUCGCCUGGGACGGGAGCUGAGCAAAGUCAUCAUUGUUGACAAUUCUCCUGCCUCCUACAUCUUCCAUCCCGAGAAUGCAGUGCCUGUGCAGUCCUGGUUCGACGACAUGACGGACACGGAGCUGCUGGACCUCAUCCCGUUCUUCGAGGGCCUGAGCCGGGAGGACGACGUGUACAGCGUCCUGCACAGACUCUGCAGCAGGUAGCCCUGGCCGCACCCGCCCUCCUCUGCACUCCGGAAGCCCCGGUCCCGGGACGCCUGGCCUCAGCUCCCUGAGUGGAGCCCGAGAAGACCCCGUGCUCGGGGCCACCAGGGUGAAUGUUGCCAUGCCUACCUGGUUUAUUUUUUAAAGAACAGAAACAACUAUUUUAAAGAAGAAGAAGAAGAAGAAGAAAAAAACUCUUUUAAUAGAUUUCAUAAAAGAACAUGCAUUUUACCAGAUUCGAUUUUCUUAAAACAUACCAAAAAGAAAAACAAAGGAAAAAAAAAAAAAAAAAAAAAAAACCUUGAUAUCUUUCCAACUUCCUUUCAGCUGACCUCCCCUUCCGCACAGACCACCUGUCCUCUUUGCUGCAGUUUGGAGCAGCUGACCCAACUCAGAAUCUCUUUCCUACAGGAUGAAGUGCCUUUUUGAAUGUUAUUUUAAGCUGAAAGUUAAUUUUUGUAUACAGCCUAUUUCCAAACAUCUUUUAGUCUUUUACCGUCUUAGAUACUCUCAGAAGACAAACAGGACACUUUUAUAGGACCUGGUAGCCUGGGGGGGGGGGGGAGUGUGUGGCCUGGGAGAACAGUGGGCCACAGGAGCCUGCCUCCCACCUGUGGCGUGCGCAGGGUCGGCUCCCUCUGACAGGCCUUUUCUGUGACUGUCAUGGCUCCCGCUCGUUCCUGACCAGUCUGGAAUGUACCUGCCACUGGCCCAAUGCUUUAGGAAACAGCCGAUCCCUUGUAUUACGGUUCCUGAUGUUGAUGUGUCUUCAGGUUGCAUUUUUCACCCUUGAGAAAUGACAUUAUGUGUCCUGUCUGCUUUCCCACAACUGCCACAUGUCUGUCCCUUGUUCUGUUAUUGGGUGAGGAGAAUGGUUGCCGAAAACCCCAAGACCCUUGGAUCGUUAAGUCUUUCCUUUCAAAAGCUGGGUACACGUGGAGCUGUUUGGGACUUUGCUGCUACCGCGCUGCCACCAAACGGACCUGACCAGCGGCUGUUAACACUGUUCUUUGCCACUGUGCCUACGCUCAGAAUACACUCACCGCUAAGCUGCAGGCUCUGACGGCCACCAAGAAUGCUGAAGGGCCAGAGCACGGCUUGGGUGUGGCAUCCUCUCCAGUCAGCAUCCAGUCAUCCCGAGCCCGGGACAGAGCUCGCCAGUCCCCCUCGCCCAGCCGCCACACCGGUGAGGCUCAAGUCCAUCUCUCAGCCUCUUUGGAAGCACAGCCUCUUCGAGCCAAGGGUUGGAGAAGCCUGUCCAGGUGGAAGGCCCGUCGCUCCGAACCGGGGAGAAGGGCUCUUCCCCGUGGGGCCUCUGCCCAGCCGUUCCCUGUCUGACGUCUAACAGUACUGUGUUACAUAAAAGAGCCCCUUUGUGCUGGCACCGUUGCCUUAGUCCUCUGUGGGUUGGGCCUCAGCCAGAGUUCUGCUGGGAGUUGCUGGCACUAGUAAGACUCAAAAUCAAGGGUCAAACUUAAGACAAUUUUUUUUUCUCUCUCAUUCAUAAAAUAAUGAAGCCAGACACAAGGCCUCUCUUCCCACAGUGCCUGGUCUGGGGAAGCCACUGUGCAUUCAAAACAGAAAUGUAUAGGGUCAUCAGCUCUCCUGACAAGUGUUUCCAAACCCUGUGAAUCCUGUGCCAAGCAAAAUAGAAACUGCCCCUUUUCUAAGCAUUGCCUCGGGUCACACAGUUACUUGUAGAUCCGUACACGCCAUGAACCCUCAUGGAAAACCAGUCCUUUACCGAUCCCACUGCCUUAAGUGUCUUGGGCGUUUCAGAGUCCGCGCGUGUUGACUUCCACAGGCAACGAGGCCUGGAUGGGAAGCCCACACCUUCACCUCUGCCUCUGGGUGUGGUGUCACAGGGCCUUAUCUGAGAAAGGGCGCAGAAUGGACUGAAAUCCCAGAAUAUUUCAGGGGAAGCGAGCCUAGACAUAGCGCUCUACUUCAGACAGGUUCAAGGCCAACCCUUGGCCUUAGAGUUCCAGAGCUGCGCGUCCAGGCCGAGCCUCCAGUGGGGAACCCGUUCUUGCCACCCCAAGCUUGGAAUGUCUCGGGUGGGCAGCAAAGCCUCUGAGGGUUCUGAAAUCUGCACCUUAUUUGACCAGGCUCCAAAAUGCCAAUUUUUCUUUCUUUUUAAAAAAAAAAUCCGCUUUAUGUACAUAAUUGAAAAAAAAUCUAUAUUUUUAAUCAGUUACAUGUAAAUGAAGCAAUAGAAUUCUAACAAGGCCAAGAAAGGAGACGAAUGUGUGAGGUUUAUUUUCGUAAGGUAAAUACGGGUAUUGCUUUUAAUUGUUAGUGUAUUAAAGUGUGGGCUUGAAAAGUUAUCAGCCACUUCUCUGUGCCAUAUCCCUCCCAUGUUACCAAAACACUCCAUCUCCUUAACCAGAAGAAACACUGGCCUCCCUAGUUCCAUGGUCCUCUCAGCUCCGGGCCUGCUAGACAGUGCUUUUGAGGUGAUGGUCUGGGACAGGGUGGCUUGGGUCUGUGGACUCACAGCCUACACCUUUUGCUUGACCUCAAGUGGGGCUUCCUGAGCACCCCAGGCCCCUGAUGUUACUGCUCUGUCUUCCAUUUGUUCCGGAAUCCUCCAUGUUGGUCUGUGGUUCCAUGCACUAGCUGUUUGUAAACAAUGCAUUUGCGUCCUAAUCACGCCGCCUGUCACAGGUGGCAGGGAUUCCUCUGACACGGCGCAAUGUCGUGAGGUGACUUUGGGGGACAUGAGGAAGUCCACAUGACACUAACCUGUCGUGGUUACAGCAUUUGAAGUUGGGGUACGAAACCUGUAAGUGUGUAGAGCCUGGCAGCGUUUUACAGUCCUGUGGUUUAAAAGAUGGCUUUCUAAUAAAAUCCGGAAACACGCAGCCCUAUUGGUCAAACACUCGUGACGUUUGUGCCUCUGCUUCUCAUGGUGCUGUGCUGGACAGCUGGCAUGCCAGGGUUUGAGAAGGGCAGACGGCCUACUGUGCUGACAGUUCCCUGCACAGACUUGCUGGCUGCCUCUGUUCCUGUUCUACUGUAAACCUGACCAUGCCUAAGCCUGGAGCUGCCCUCAGGAUGGAUACCCCCGGCAGUGCUAAUGCUGGUGCCUGGAGAAUUACAGUUUUCUGCUGGACGUUCUUAUGUGAUGAUCCAGCGCUGCUUGGGAAACCCUGCCUGUGGGGUGCGUGCGAUUCUAGGGGCGAGUGUUGUCAAUCAGUGAUUUCCCUCCUGCCAAAAAUAAACUCCUCGAACUGCA